Fusarium verticillioides 7600 is the source of this 2120-nucleotide messenger RNA. RefSeq lists its product as hypothetical. The transcript has 6 exons. Bases 1 to 1926 code for a protein of 641 amino acids. Lineage: Eukaryota; Fungi; Ascomycota; Sordariomycetes; Hypocreales; Nectriaceae. The record is from RefSeq and is a predicted model, not a curated record. Gene Ontology annotation, molecular function: monooxygenase activity; flavin adenine dinucleotide binding.
AUGGAAGCCAGUAACGGGAUUUCUGAUUCUUACCCCCAGGCCGCAAGUCUGCUUGAACUCUUUGAUGAACGACCUAUCCCUGUUCUUCCGCCGCAUGUCACCCAAAAGAUAUCCUUUGAAGACGCCGAUCCAUCGGACGAAGCCACGGCCGUUGUCAAAGCAUUCCACCAUGCCUUGAAAGAAAAUGACGCCCAAGCUCUUCAAGAUUGCUUCUUCACUGAUCAAGCCUACUGGAAGGACACAUUGGCCUUCACCUAUCAUUUGCGAACUUCUUAUGUUCCUUCCGUCAUAGCUGCCAAUUUGUUGGAGACCAACAUGAUGAGAAGUCUCUCCAUGAGAUGGAACAUGGAGAGCGCGGUUUUUGUCGCUGCGACACCGGCACUACAAUUUAUUGACGUCGCAUUGUCGUUUAGAACGGUAUCGCCUACAGCUUCAUGCAGUGCAAGGAUCGUACUCCUCCCGGUUGAGAACAGCCAGGGUAAGCUCGAGUGGAAGAUCUGGAUCCUGAGCACCAAGCUCGAGAACUUCGAUGUUCACCCAGAGAACGAAUCCCUGCUUCGACUACCCGGUCGUAGCUUGAAUGGCAUGACCGAGAUUGACACUGAUGUCUUUAUCAUUGGUGGCGGCAACGCGGCUGUAGCUCUGGCCGCUCGGCUCAAGACCUUUGGCGUCGAGAGCAUCAUGGCUGAACGGAAUGCCUGUGUUGGUGAUAAAUGGGCCAAGCGCUACGACUGCAUGAAGUUUCACGUGCCAACUUCAUUCUGCGACAUGCCCUACAUGAGCUACCCAGAAGAACUCCGGGGCCUUCAUCGUCUGAGCAAGGAUGAACUAGCCAAUCACCUGUCAAAAUAUGUCGCGUCAUUCAACCUCAACGUCAUUACGUCGGCAACAAUUCAGUCGACGGUCUACGAUAUGUCAAAUCCGAAAUGGACGAUUGAACUACAAACUCCUCAUGGAGUGAUCAUAGUGACUGCUAAGCAACUAAUCCAAGCAACGGGUGUCUCCUCGCAAAAGCCGUACGUUCCGAAUAUUGCAAAUGCAGAAGUCUACAAAGGGAUCAGCAUCCACUCGUCGGAUUACAAGAACGGAAGAGCAUUAGUCGAGCAAGGCGUCAAGUCUGUUCUUAUCAUAGGAUCAGCAAACACAGCUUUGGAUAUCCUCGGCGACUGCUACGCAGCCGGUCUCAAGUCAACAAUGGUUGUGCGAUCGCCAACAUACAUCUGCCCAUUUGACUAUAUCUGCCACGACGUCAGUAUGGGCGCGUACAACUUUGACGUCGCGCGCGGCGACAGAAUGUUCCUCAUGCUUCCAUCCGCAGUGGAAGGCCAACUUGCGCGGAACCUCUUCAGAGUGCUCGCGUACCAAGAGCCAGAUCGCUAUGCUGCCCUCAAAGAAGCUGGGUUUCCUGUGCUUGAUAGCGCAGACCCUAAUCAAGCGCUCUUUUCUAAUUUGAUUGAGAGAGCUGGCGGGCACUAUGUUGACGUCGGCGGAACAGAUAUUAUAGCCCAGGGCAAAGUUAGCGUCAAGGCAGGAGUCGAACCAGUCACGUUCACUGAGGAUGGUCUUCAGUUCUCAGAUGGAAGCUCGGCCGCUGCGGAUACCGUGAUCUGGUGCAGCGGCUUCGCUGAUCGUGACGUUCGAUCCGUGGUUGCUGCGAUUCUAGGAGGUGAAAAACAGACCAUCAGCGAUGAAAAGAUCCUUGGACCUCGCGAGAUCGCUGAUCGUCUCGACACAACAUGGGGCAUUGACGCUGAGGGCGAGGUACGAGGCAUGUGGAAGAGACACCUGAGACUAGAAAAUUAUUGGGUCAUGGGGGGUUAUACGCAGCAGCAACGGUGGCACUCGCGGACGCUGGCUUUGCAGAUCAAGGCUGCGUUGGAGGGGAUUCUUCCUCCGGCUUAUCGGGAGACUCUUGGGAGAGGUUAACUGUUAUCCCCCGACUUCCGAGGUGGUGAUUAUUGAUCAAGUCCGACCAUAUUCUUGAGAACCUUCUGCUAGGGUAACUGAUAUAUAAUGGUUAGUCUGUCUAAUAAUCCGGUAGUCAUAUAGUCCCCGAAUAAUGAUGUAUGAUCCCCUGGAUUAAUAUGCUGUCUUUUGGGGCCCGUAAUACGACAAACACA